Terrapene triunguis (Three-toed box turtle) is the source of this 336-nucleotide messenger RNA. RefSeq names its product lithostathine-1-like. The transcript has 4 exons. Gene Ontology annotation, molecular function: signaling receptor activity. The record is from RefSeq and is a predicted model, not a curated record. NCBI's taxonomy places the organism in Eukaryota, Metazoa, Chordata, Testudines, Emydidae. The coding region runs from base 1 to 336 and encodes 111 amino acids.
AUGACCUGGUCAGAGGCUGAGUGUCAGUAUCUCCACAAUGGGGCCCAUCUCGCCUCCAUUCUCUGUGAGCCAGAAGGGAAGAUGAUGGCCGGAUACAUCAUCAACAAAGGCUCCAAGGAUGCUGUGUGGAUCGGACUCCACAACCCUGAGCAUAACAAACGCUGGAGGUGGACAGAUCGCUCCCGCUUUUGCUACAGUAAUUGGAAACUUGGGGAACCAAACAACCAGGGUGGCAAGGAGUACUGUGGUGAGCUGUUGAGACAAACAGGUUUUAAGGAAUGGAACGAUGCUCCCUGUAACAAGCAAAACGCCUACGUUUGCAAGUAUCGACGCUAG